CUUUGUCUUUUGUGGUCCGGCUUUGAUGUGCUAUCUGAAGGUGGCGAACCAGGGCGGCGGCGCCGGUGGGUAUCAACCCUACACGGCGGACCAAACCGGCGGAGAAGUGCCGGAGGCGAUGUUCUCGGUGGGGUACAGCCAGUCCGGGGAGUUACUGGCGAUGGUGUCGGCUCUGACACAUGUCAUUUCCGGCGAUAGAGGCGGCGCUCCGCCGCCUCCGGUAACGUCGGGAGUGAAGAAAAGAGAACGAGAAGAAGAAACUGGAAGCGGCAUUGGAAGGGGCUAUCGAGGUGGGAUUGUGGAUUUCAGAGCAAUACAAUUACAGCCUCAUCCACCGCCAUCUCCCCCAAUUUUAAUAAAAGAGGAAGCUUCGAGCAGCAGCAACAUUAUCGCCAGCGCGGCGGCGGUGACGGCGGUCGCAGCAACGGAAGCAAUUUCCGGCGAAGAAAGACGAAGAAGAUACAGAGGAGUGAGGCAGAGGCCGUGGGGGAAAUGGGCGGCGGAGAUUCGGGACCCACAGAAGGCGGCCAGAGUCUGGCUCGGCACCUUCGACACGGCGGAGGCGGCGGCAAGAGCCUACGACGCCGCCGCCUUGAGAUUCCGCGGAAGCAAAGCCAAGCUCAACUUCCCGGAAUUCGUCACCGCCCUCCCACCUUCUCCGGCGCCGCCGCCUCCGCAGCCGCCGUCGUUCCCCUCCCAAGAUUCCCUUGGCAACUAUCUUCAAUAUUCUCAGUUGGUUCAGAACUCCGGCGAAAUACUCUAUAAUUCGCCAUUGGCCUCAUUUCAAUCCACGUUCGUGCCUCAGUCUAAUUCGCUGAUUGGUCCUUCUGGUGUUCCGAAUUUUCCUCCGCCGCAGCUCAGAUAUUUACGGCCACCAGGGAAUCAGAAUCAGGGCGGCGGCGCCGGCGGGGAUUUUUCGCUGCCAUCACGGACGGAAUUCGGCUAUCCUCCGGCGUCCGGUUGACAUCAUUAUUAUUUUAUUUCUCGUCAUGUAGUUUCUGAUUUUUGUUUUGUUUGUUUUUUUUUUCCUCUUUUCAUUUUAUUACUGCAUUGUAGAAAACUUGGGUAAAAAUACCAACAUCACCUUAGCUCUAAACUAAGGUCACCAA
Messenger RNA from Momordica charantia (bitter melon), 1109 nucleotides. RefSeq lists its product as uncharacterized. Gene Ontology annotation, biological process: ethylene-activated signaling pathway; regulation of DNA-templated transcription. Gene Ontology annotation, molecular function: DNA-binding transcription factor activity; DNA binding. NCBI's taxonomy places the organism in Eukaryota, Viridiplantae, Streptophyta, Magnoliopsida, Cucurbitales, Cucurbitaceae. The record is from RefSeq and is a predicted model, not a curated record.